Labeo rohita (rohu) is the source of this 808-nucleotide messenger RNA. RefSeq names its product sialic acid-binding Ig-like lectin 5. Lineage: Eukaryota; Metazoa; Chordata; Actinopteri; Cypriniformes; Cyprinidae. The record is from RefSeq and is a predicted model, not a curated record. Bases 29 to 793 code for a protein of 254 amino acids. The transcript is spliced from 4 exons.
AGGUUGAUGUUCCUUAUUGAAUGAAAAUAUGAACAUCUGGACAGCAGAGAAAAUAAUUCUUCUUGGUUUUCUGUUGAAAGGUGUUUGCUGUAGAGAUUUCAGCAUCAGUUUGCCAGAAAAUAUUGAAGCUCUCAGUGGAUCAUGUACUCUCCCCCCCAAACCUAUAGUGCAGCUGUAUGUGGAGCAGAAGGAGGUGCAGGAUCAGGAGGAGGUGUUGGAGGUGUUGGAGGGGAGCUCUGUGAGUCUGCGCUGCUCUGCUGAGACUCUCUGCUCCUCUCCUCCACCAACUCUCACAUGGAGCUCCACUCCCAGAAUCCCCCUCAGUGAGAGCAGCAGACUACAGGAGCUCAUCUCUGAUCUGAACUUCACUGCUACUCACCGUCAACACAGAGUCACUUUCACCUGCACUAUAACCUACCAGCUACAGGACAAGAACAAAACAGCACAGAACAACAUCACAUUACAUGUUCAGUAUUCGCCUAAAAACACAUCAGUGUCUGUGAUUCCCUCCAGCUCUGUGUUGGAGGGCAGUUCAGUGACUCUGAUCUGCAGCAGUGAUGCAAAUCCAGCAGUGUUGAACUACACCUGGUCCAGAGAGAGUGAAGGACAGUUGGAGCAGCUGCAGACUGGACACACUCUUACCUUCAAUAGGACCGACCUGAAACACAGAGGCUGGUACCACUGUACAGCUCAGAACAAACAUGGCAGCCAAAACUCAUCAGUGAUGCUGGACAUUCAGUGUGAGUAUUACAUAAAAGCUAAUUUUACCUUGUCACAUUCAUUAGCACCUUAAAGUCAAUUAUAAAAU